UGUAACUUUGUCCGAAAAGAACAUUCGGUGUUGUCAGCGGAUCGAUUCAAGAACAAGAAUGUGGCAUAAUUUUGUGGUUUUGAUAAUAUUUGUGAUAUUGUUUUGUUUGCGAGAUAUGCGGAAGCCGAGCUAUUUUCCACCAGGUCCCAACUGGUUCCCGCUCAUUGGCAGCGGCCACGAAGUGAUUAAUCUCGUCAAGCGUUUCAAGUUCUACCACCUGAUGUGGGCCGACUUGGCCCGCCGAUACGGGUCAAUCGUGGGCCUCCGGCUCGGGCGCGAUAGAGUCGUCAUUGUCUCGGGGCUGGACGCUAUUCGGGAGGUCUACUCAAAAGAUCAAUUUGAUGGUCGCCCGGAUGGGUUCUUCUUUCGGAUGCGUUCGUUCGAUAAGCGCCUCGGAGUGGUGUUCACCGAUGGCGACAAUUGGGAGAUCCAGAGGCGCUUUUCUGUGAAGACGCUGAAAUCGCUUGGCAUGGGACGGAAUGGAAUGGUAACGAGCUUAGAGAAAGAAGCCGAAGAGAUGAUACAUCAUUUGAGGAAGCUUUCGAGGACGCAGAAAAUGAUUAGUAUGCAUAAUGCGUUUGAUAUUGCGGUGCUGAAUUCCAUUUGGACUUUGAUUGCUGGACAGAGGUUUCAUCUGGACGAUAAAAAACUAGAAUGGAUAAGCGAAACAAUUCAUAAAAGUUUUCGGGUUAUUGACAUGUCUGGUGGAGUGUUGAAUCAGUUUCCUCCUAUCAGAUAUUUGCUUCCUGAAAGGUCUGGAUUUGCUCCACUACUUAAUUUGUUAAGCCCUUUGUGGACUUUUUUGCAGGAUACAAUAAAAUCCAUCAAAUCCAAACUUGACCAACCGGAUAAUCCCGACUGCUUCGUUGCAUCCUACCUACGAGAGUUGGGCAACUCUGGGCGACAUUCCUCCUUCACAAAUGAACAACUCCUAUGUCUGUGUUUGGAUCUGUUUCAAGCUGGGUCGGAGACGACUAGCAACACCCUGGGUUUUGGAAUAGCGUACAUGCUGCACCAUCCUGGAGUAGUGCAGAAGGUGCAUCAAGAGCUGGACAGUGUUGUGGGCCGCUAUCGGUUGCCGUUGCUCGCCGAUCGGCCCUAUCUACCCUACACCGAAGCAGUCCUCUGCGAGAUUCAACGAAUUUCCAACGUGGCUCCUCUCGCCAUUGCCCACCGAACCUUGGCUCCCGUUCAGUUGGGUUCUCAUGUGAUUCCGAAAAACACCAUAACAAUAUGCUCUAUCUACUCGGUGCACAUGGACAAGAUGUACUGGGGCGACCCAGAGGUCUUUCGGCCGGAGCGAUUCCUUUGCGAGUCGGGACAGAAUUUGGUGACCCAUGAAUACUUUCUUCCGUUCGGAUCGGGGAAACGAAGAUGUCUGGGGGAGUCAUUGGCAAAGUCAAGCAUGUUUCUAUUUUUCACGGCCUUUAUGCAUGCUUUCGUCGUUGAACCAGCAGAAGAAGGAAAAUUACCGGAAUUGGGAGGAAUCGAUGGCAUUACUUUAUCUCCAAAUUCAUUUUAUAUUAAACUCAAGGAACGUCUAAUUUAAGAUAGCAAUAAGACUGAUUUUUUUUGACUGAAUUAUUCGUGACAAUUAAUUGCCAUUUUUUGAAAUGUACUUGAACAGAGACUUAUGCAUUA
Armigeres subalbatus is the source of this 1641-nucleotide messenger RNA. Its product is annotated as methyl farnesoate epoxidase-like. NCBI's taxonomy places the organism in Eukaryota, Metazoa, Arthropoda, Insecta, Diptera, Culicidae. Gene Ontology annotation, biological process: xenobiotic metabolic process. Gene Ontology annotation, cellular component: cytoplasm; intracellular membrane-bounded organelle. Gene Ontology annotation, molecular function: oxidoreductase activity, acting on paired donors, with incorporation or reduction of molecular oxygen, reduced flavin or flavoprotein as one donor, and incorporation of one atom of oxygen; iron ion binding; heme binding. The record is from RefSeq and is a predicted model, not a curated record. The coding region runs from base 59 to 1549 and encodes 496 amino acids. The transcript is spliced from 5 exons.